UGGAAAGUGCUUUCGCAGCCAUAGUCGUCGUCCGGACUGGGCACCCGUCGCAUCCUCACUCACUCACUACUCUCUACCGUGACUCCAGCUACAAGAGCAGCCACUGGGGCGACUAGUACUCAUUAGAUAAUAUAUUAAUUUAGAGAUUGAUAUGCAUGGUAAUAAUGAUCCAAAUGAAAAAGUGCCUGAUUCAGAGAAGAGAACAAGAACAAGGAUUUAUAAAAAAGAUUUAGGUCUGCCUCUGAGGAUAGAUGACUUCAGUGAUAGAAUUAAGAAGGAGAAACAACGUGAACAAGAGCGAAUUAAGAAGCGUGAACAAGAGCGAAUGAAGCAAAAUCACCCUGAGCAAAAUCAAUCCAGUAGUAGUAAGAGUGACUUCAGUGAUAUUAAGAAGCGUGAACAAGAGCGAAUGAAGCAAAAUCACCUUGAGCAAAAUCAAUCCAGUAGUAGUAAGAGUGGUCAGGAUAGCAGUGAUUCCUGCUUUAUUAUUCCAAUAAUUACGACAAUGGCCUUAUCAACUACGAAUGUGGAUUUUUCAAUCCCGAUCCCGGCUCCCGGAUCCAAAUAUCAUCUAGAUUCGCCCGACUCAAAAUGGACAUGGUCAUUGAAAAUACCGAAAAUCUCUGAAUGUACUGUUUCUGCUUCGUUCGACGCAGAGUGGGAUGGACACACUGUCAACGUUGAUGUGGAACUACCCGUCCUCAAGGAGAUGCUCAGGUAUAUCUACACAGGAAGUCUUGGAGACAAUGUUGACAUGGUCAAGCUUCUCGUAGCUGCUGAUAUGUACUUGGUCUCUGACUUGUGUGAUGAGGUCUCAGAGAGGCUUAAGCAUAAUUUGUCAUCUAAUAUCAACAACGCUUCAUCAACCUGCUGCAACUUAUUGAAAAAAAGUGCUGCAAACAACAGUCCGUCUCUCUGGAGAGUUGUACUUCAUUACUUGAAAUCACAUCGUGAUCAGGUGCUGAAGUCUAAAGAGUGGGGUGAAUUCCAGAGGACCAACCACCAGACAGCAGCUGAAGCCGUGCUUGACAUGUACAACCUCCCUGACUAGUUAUCUGUGAAAAGGACGAAUUAACUUAAACUACCACGUGUGUCAGAGAAGUUUAUUUUUUCAUCUUUAGUUAUCAGUAUAUUAUCUUCAGUAUAUUAUCUUUGAAAUUGAUAUAUUACUGAAACUACCUCCUGUAUAAGAGAAGUAAUUUCUUUUUCCUUAUUAAUCAAUAAAUUUGUCAAAUUGA
Molecule: messenger RNA, 1238 nt
Organism: Frankliniella occidentalis (western flower thrips)
Lineage: Eukaryota; Metazoa; Arthropoda; Insecta; Thysanoptera; Thripidae
Exons: 6
Coding region: 152-1051 (299 amino acids)
Biological process (GO): proteasome-mediated ubiquitin-dependent protein catabolic process; regulation of proteolysis
Cellular component (GO): cytoplasm
Molecular function (GO): ubiquitin protein ligase binding
Source: RefSeq, a predicted model, not a curated record